GCAGUCUUUCUUUCCUUUUUUUCGUUUACAAUGAGCUUUGCUGUCGCGUGGAAGCGCGCUGCGGCUUUGGCUUGUGCGACUGCGGCAGGCCGGCCAUCCCCGCUCAGCACCGCUGCCGCUUAUGCGACUUGUGCUUCCUAUGCUGCUGCUGCUGCUGCUACAGUGGCUGUGCCGCGCCGUGGACUGGCAUCGACUGCCUCUUCCGCUGCUGCUGCUGCUCAUCCUGCAGCUGCGAUCGCCGCCGCGUCCACCACCAACCAAGCCGCAAACCCAGUCGCUUGGAAGUACACGCCGUCGUACGCCACCCGCGACGCUCUCGUCAGCGGCGGUGCAGGCUCACGGGCACACUUGACACACACUGAGCGCUGGUUUGUCGUGGACGCGCAAGGUCAGCCAGCAGGUCGUCUCGCCAACUUGCUCGUGCAAGUCCUGCAGGGCAAGCACAAGCCCAUCUAUCACCAUUCGACUCUCUGUGGCGACCACAUUGUCGUGAUUAACACCAAGCAUGUCGCGCUGUCGGGAACAAAGUGGCUGGAAAAGGUCUACCGACGACACUCGGGUCGCCCGGGCGGCAUGAAGGAAGAAAUUGCGCGCGACUACCACGCUCGCCGACCAACAGAAAUCAUUCGCCGGGCUGUCAAAAACAUGCUGCCGCGCAACAACCUGCGCAAGCGAUAUCUCAACCGGUUACACUUGUACGUAGACACGGCGCAUCCGCAUGGCGCAAAUAUCACGGGCAUCUUGCGGCCGCCAGUCAUCGCCUCCAACUUGCACGAGCGCCAGUUUGCGCGCUGGACCGAGCUUGAGCUCAAGAAGGCCGACAUCCGAACCGAGUACGACUUGGCUCUCUUCCGCAAGGCGCUUGCCACGCACGACCCCAUCCACAGCCUUACUGCGGAGCGCGCUGCCAUCAGCAAACCCGCAGUUGCUGCUGCUGCUUCGUUGAAACCCGAGGCUCCUCCCAAGGCCAACCCCGUUUUCGCCGACAUGAAGGGCGUGGACGAACUCGCCCUUGGCAAGAGCGCCCCUGAGCGAUUGACCGAGCUGCGCACCACCCUCACCAAGCAACUUCAAGCACACAUGGAGAAAUCGGGCAUUUCGGCAUCAGAGUCGGCCAGUCUUGCACAGUCCGUCCUUGACGAGCUCGUUUCACGGCGUCGUGCGGCAUAGUGAAAGUGCCCUUUGGAGAGCUUGUUGAUUUUGGGGUUGGAUUGUUCUUUUUCUCCCCCUUGGCGGCGGCUCCAUUUCUUUGUGGUGUUUGUGUUUGGCUGUGCAUCAAUAAUAACACUUGUUGUAUUCAAUGAGUAUUCGUCUUUGUAGAGGGUUUA
Capsaspora owczarzaki ATCC 30864 is the source of this 1328-nucleotide messenger RNA. RefSeq names its product ribosomal protein L13. Bases 31 to 1170 code for a protein of 379 amino acids. Gene Ontology annotation, cellular component: ribosome; mitochondrial large ribosomal subunit. The record is from RefSeq and is a predicted model, not a curated record. The transcript is spliced from 3 exons. Lineage: Eukaryota; Filasterea; Ministeriida; Capsasporidae. Gene Ontology annotation, molecular function: structural constituent of ribosome; mRNA binding. Gene Ontology annotation, biological process: translation; negative regulation of translation.